This is a messenger RNA of Penicillium cataractarum, 1059 nucleotides long. RefSeq lists its product as uncharacterized. The record is from RefSeq and is a predicted model, not a curated record. The coding region runs from base 1 to 1059 and encodes 352 amino acids. Lineage: Eukaryota; Fungi; Ascomycota; Eurotiomycetes; Eurotiales; Aspergillaceae. The transcript has 2 exons.
AUGGAACUCAAAAUACUUACCUCUCUAGCACGGGGCCAGGCUGGAAUACUGCACCAUAUUACCUCAACCCUCGUCUCCUUCGAAUACACCACUGGCAGUCCCAGAAAACCACACACUCUCCUCUUUGUCGGUGGCCUAGGCGAUGGUCUCGGCUCGGUCGAAUACCUUGGCGACAUCGUGCAAGCCCUCGAGUCUACCGAGUGGACUGUCUUUAACCUAGUCCUCUCCUGCUCUUACGGUGGCUGGGGAAUGGGAAGACUCGGUACCGAUAUCGAUGAGAUUGCGCAGACGGUGGAAUAUAUCCGUGAAUACAAGGAGCCUCACUAUGGCGCGGGCAAAGUGGUCAUUAUGGGCCAUUCGACCGGUAGCCAGGAUGUGAUGCACUAUAUCAAUUGCCCCAACCCUCGACCUGCCCACCCGGUGUUGGAUAAGUGCUGGGAGCCUAUUCUGCGAACACCAGUUGACGGGGCCAUUAUGCAGGCACCCGUAUCGGAUCGCGAAGGAAUUUUGUGGGUUGUCAAGUGUGGUACGGCCAGGGAUAGCCCUGCAGCCAUGCAGGAGCUAUAUGAUAAAGCCGUGGCGGAUGCGAAGCGGAACACAUAUGAGACGAAAGAGGCUGUGGAUACUGUCGUCCCUCUUUCGGUGACCAGCCGUAUUGGGUACCCGUCAACAGCGCCUGUCAGCAGUCGACGAUUCUUGAGUUUGGUCAGCCCCGACAGUCCCGAGAAGCCGUCGGAAGAUGAUCUAUUCAGUUCAGAUCUGAGCGACGCGCGAUUGAAUCAGACAUUUGGAAUGGUUGGGUCAAGGGGGCUGUUGAAACAAAAGCUUUUGGUGCUGUACUCUGGUCGCGAUCAGUCCGUUCCUGACUGGGUGGAUAAGGAAGGACUGCUUCGACGAUGGCAGAAGGCUAUUGAUGCUCGUGGGCGUCAAUUCUGGGAUCAUCGGAGUAUGGUUAUUCCUGGUGCUUCUCAUGCGCUCAGUGAUCCCGACCAAGCAGAGCCAAGGCGGAUACUCGUUGAGAGGGUGACAUCCUACCUGAGCGAUAUUCAAAAAGCAUGA